Menidia menidia (Atlantic silverside) is the source of this 1428-nucleotide messenger RNA. Lineage: Eukaryota; Metazoa; Chordata; Actinopteri; Atheriniformes; Atherinopsidae. The record is from the annotation of a GenBank genome assembly.
GCAGACUUUGGAUUUGCCAAGCAGAUUGGCGUUGGAAAAAAGACCUGGACCUUCUGUGGGACUCCAGAGUACGUGGCCCCAGAAGUCAUCAUGAACAAAGGCCAUGAUUUUGGCGCUGAUUGUUGGUCGUUGGGAAUCCUCAUAUUUGAACUUCUCACUGGAAACCCACCCUUUGCAGGGUCAGACCCAAUAAAGAUUUACACCAUGGUUCUCCAUGGGAUAGAGAGGGUCGAUUUCCCAAAGAAAAUAGGAAAGCGUCCAGAUGACCUCAUCAGGAGACUUUGCAAGUUAAACCCGGUGGAGAGGCUGGGAAACAAAAAGAACGGUAUCAUAGACAUCAAAAAACAUAAAGACCCAGCUCAGGCUGAGGGAGGCGUUCAGGGUCCGGAGUCCCAGUGGGACCUCUCUGUUCCCGCCACCACCAUGUGCCAGACGUGUGCUCUGCUUGGUUUCAGCGUGUCUAAGAAAUGUGUGAAAUGCAAAGAGGCGCGGGCAGCCGUGGUCAUCAGAGUUGGAGACGCUUACUGCAGGAACUGCUUCAGAGACAGCUUCGUCCACAAGUUCCGAGCCAUGCUGGGAAAAACCAGAGUCAUCUUCCCUGGAGAGAAGGUGAAGCUGAAGGAUGAAAACAUGACAUUUGCUCUGAAAUGCAUUAAAAAGAAGCACGUUGUUGACACCAGGCAACAGGAACACAUUUACUCGGAGAAAAACAUCCUUCAGCAAACAAACUCGGCAUUUAUCAUCAGGUUGUUUCGAACUUUUCGGGACAACAAAUACGUGUACAUGCUCCUGGAAGUUUGCCUUGGUGGAGAGCUCUGGACGGUGUUGCGUGACAUGGUUUACUUCGAGGAACCCACGGCCAGGUUCUGCAUUGGUUGCGUCCUGGAGGCUUUUGAUUAUCUCCACACAAUGGGCACCGUCUACAGAGACCUGAAGCCUGAAAACCUUCUGCUAGACGCAGAGGGUUAUGUCAAAAUGGCAGACUUUGGAUUUGCCAAGCAGAUUGGCGUUGGAAAAAAGACCUGGACCUUCUGUGGGACUCCAGAGUACGUGGCCCCAGAAGUCAUCAUGAACAAAGGCCAUGAUUUUGGCGCUGAUUGUUGGUCGUUGGGAAUCCUCAUAUUUGAACUCCUCACUGGAAACCCACCCUUUGCAGGGUCAGACCCAAUAAAGAUUUACACCAUGGUUCUCCAUGGGAUAGAGAGGGUGGAUUUCCCAAAGAAAAUAGGAAAGCGUCCGGACGACCUCAUCAGGAGACUUUGCAAAUGGUUCCAAGGCUUCAACUGGAAGGGUUUGAGAUCUCACCAGCUUUUGUCUCCACUGAGAAGAGAGCUAAAGGGACCAACGGAUCACAGCAACUUCGACGUAUUUCCCCCUGAAACGGAGGAUCCUCCUGAUGAGCAGUCUGGUUGGGAUAAAGACUUCUGA